CCACCAAACACCCAGCUAUCUCCCUCUGAUCCUUUAGCGAAACCACGCCCUCACAGUGAUGACUACAGCACCAUGAAGAAGAUCCCACCCCCUAAACCCAAACGCAGCCCUAAUACCAAACUAACAGGCUCCUAUGAGGAGAUCUCUGUACCCUUCCCUGCACGCCCCACAGACAUGAAACUUGUCAGCCUCGUACGAGGCGGCCACUGCUUGGGCCUUAUCCAGCGAGCAGCAUCUGCAGAUGGCCCCCAUUCUUCUGUGCUUAGUCUCUACCCCUGCCAAGAUGAAGAGGAUGUGUAUAUUGAGAUGGUAGGGGCUUCACGGGCCCUUAGUCUUGCUGACACUAAUAGCCCAGAGCCAGGCGAGGCAGUAUACGAAGAGAUGAAAUACUUCCCAAAUGACGAGAUGAUGUCAACUCCAGUGGUGAAACCUGAAGCUGUCAAUCCUGUACCUGCCCCAGUGCUAGAAAUUAAGAGGCCCGUGACCCUGAUUGAGCAGUCUGGCACCCUUGGAGGAAAGCAGCAGGGCAAGGAUGGGAUGCCAUGUGACAUCCCAGCUCCAUUCCCCAACCUCCUUCCACACCGUCCACCACUUCUGGUAUUCCCUCCAUCUCCUGUAACAUGCUCUCCUGCAUCAGAUGAGUCCCCUCUUACCCCUCUUGAGGUGAAGAAGUUGCCAGUGUUCGAGACCAAUCUCAACUACAGCAGUCAAGAUGGGGGCAGCCCACUGUCCCCUCAGUACACCCGACAAAGGGCUGACUCUUCCCCAAGUCUUUCCAUCUUAAUGCCAGACAAGUCCACACCACCAUUGACUCCUCCUCCCCCUCCUCCCCCAGCAGUACUUCCACCUCCCUACCGCCCCCCUUCUCACUUCCCCUUCCCCCCUGAGCCGAACUUCUUGGCUCUGACUCGUGCAGCUUCUGUGGCUACCACAGAAUCCCCCAAAGUCUCACAUAAAAUGGGGCACGGUCUGGCAGAGACACCUCCAAGCAGUUCUAAACCUCCCUUCUCCCCAGUAAAGACGUCGCGGCCAGAGCCCCGCCGAGCUCACUCCUCCUCUCUCUUCCCCGCUCCUCUUCAACCCUCCUUUCUCCGCAAGUCCACCACAGGAAGAAAGAUCAGAGACAGCGGACUCUCGAAUUCCAACAUUAACUUGCCAGGUCGAGAGGAUCAGGGCCCGAUCUCCCCAUCAGCACAGUUACAGGACAAAAACGCCAACAACCACACCUCUCCCAACUCCUCAAACCCUGCACCCAUUGAGAACGGCAACCAGAUCUCCAAUGGAACCUUGGAAGACGAGGGACAUCCGAAGCCUAUGGCGUCCAGCACCUCAACGUUACACAGGCACAUGGACAGCCACCACACUCAGGUGCCCCAGAGGUCACGUGUGUGUGGGGAACAGCGGGCCACUCUGCAGGAAUUACUGCGCUGGCGGAGAAGUGUCUGCGAUGGCCGACCAGACUGGCAGAAUGCUUGGCUCCACACAAACCCCUCACCCACCCUAACAGUCAAGACCAAGAGCCCCAGAAAGAAAGCAUCACCCUAGAGACUGUGGUCUUCCUGAGUUCACCUUCAGUUAAACCCCACUCCUUAGGC
This is a messenger RNA of Danio aesculapii, 1595 nucleotides long. Its product is annotated as unconventional myosin-XVI-like. Bases 73 to 1545 code for a protein of 490 amino acids. Gene Ontology annotation, molecular function: protein phosphatase binding; actin filament binding. The record is from RefSeq and is a predicted model, not a curated record. Gene Ontology annotation, biological process: negative regulation of G1/S transition of mitotic cell cycle; phosphatidylinositol 3-kinase/protein kinase B signal transduction; neuron projection morphogenesis. NCBI's taxonomy places the organism in Eukaryota, Metazoa, Chordata, Actinopteri, Cypriniformes, Danionidae. The transcript is spliced from 6 exons. Gene Ontology annotation, cellular component: nucleoplasm; perinuclear region of cytoplasm; myosin complex.